Messenger RNA from Cannabis sativa, 444 nucleotides. RefSeq lists its product as uncharacterized. The coding region runs from base 1 to 444 and encodes 147 amino acids. The transcript has a single exon. NCBI's taxonomy places the organism in Eukaryota, Viridiplantae, Streptophyta, Magnoliopsida, Rosales, Cannabaceae. The record is from RefSeq and is a predicted model, not a curated record.
AUGAAGGAGCUUGGAGAAUUGAAACACUUCCUUGGAUUAGAAGUUGACCGAACUAAGGAAGGUUUAUUUCUUUGUCAGCUAAAGUAUGCGAAAGAUUUGCUGCAAAGAUUUAGAAUGCUCGAGUGCAAGCCCAUCUCAACACCUAUGGAAGCUAAUGUUAAGCUAUGUGCUCAUGCUGGAAAGGACUUGCAAGAUGGAGCAAUGUAUCGACAACUAGUGGGAAGUCUAAUCUACCUUACAUUGACUCGACCAGAUAUUUCUUAUGCAGUUGGAGUAGUAAGUCGAUAUAUGGAGCAACCAAAGAAGUCACAUUUGGAAGUAGUACGACGAAUACUGAGGUAUGUCAAAGAUACCAUUAACUAUGGUCUCUUCUAUAAGAAAGGGGAUGAGGUUAAGAUCAUUGGCUACUGCGAUGCUGAUUAUGCUGGUGAUCAUGAUACCUGA